UCGAUUCAGAGUUAUCUCCCUGUUACUUAUCUCUUCCGGUGUCACCGAAGACACGUUGUCUUCAUCUAUGCAAUUAAUUACUUUUAGCAAUUAAUUAGUUGGUCUUACCUGCACAAAAAUGCCCAAAUACAAGCUGAAGAAGAUUAAACUUGCAGAAUAUGAAAGAAAACCUGAGGAAGAUCUCUCAAUAAAUGGAGACGAGGUACAGUUGUCUGAGGCUGGUACAGAUGUCUCCGAUGAUAGCGACGAUGCACCUGAAGAGGUGACCUUUAGCACAAGUAAGAAAGCCACAUUGGAAACGGCACGGCAGGUACAUGAAAAUCUCAGAGACAUUAAAGAACAGAAGAAAGAGAAGAGAAAGAGAAUUCAAGAAAGAAACACACGGCAAAAGUUAGAAAAACAGAAGGCAGUUCAAGUAUCAGAUAAAGAGUCUUCAGACACUAGAACUGUUUCAAAGACAGCUGUACCACAGUUGCCAGCAGCAUCUAGUGACGAUGAUGAUGAUAAUGAUGAUGAUGAUGAUGAUGAUGAAGAUGAUGAUGAAGAUGAAGAGAAACAAACAGAUAAUCUGUCAGCUGGAGAAGAUCAAGUGGAGUUUACAGAAGACAAAAAUUUCAUCCCCUUAACCAGAGGAAUUAAAGUCGUUCCAUUGACAAAAAAGAUUAACGAAAGAGCAAAUUCUGCAUCAAACUUUCGGCAACAGUCUCUUUAUGGUAACAGGAUUAAAAGAGAUUCCGCAAAAAGCUACUUCAUGAAGUUAAAGAAGAAAAGAGCAAGAUAAAACACUUGAAUAAACAAACACUUUAUAUUUUUAAAAAGAAA
Octopus sinensis (East Asian common octopus) is the source of this 822-nucleotide messenger RNA. Its product is annotated as trigger factor. NCBI's taxonomy places the organism in Eukaryota, Metazoa, Mollusca, Cephalopoda, Octopoda, Octopodidae. Bases 119 to 781 code for a protein of 220 amino acids. The record is from RefSeq and is a predicted model, not a curated record. The transcript is spliced from 6 exons.